AGGAAGCAGUUGAGUAGGUAGCUUCCGGUUAGCUCAGUUAGCUCGUGUGUCGCUGUGUCCAGGAGUUUUCUGGUUCUGUUCAGCAACAAUGUGUUCCGUUGAGCCUCUGAGAGAGUUUAUCAGAGAGAGACUAACUGCUGCUGCUGAAGAAAUCUUCACCCAGCUGGAAAAAACCAUCGUCCAGUACGAGGAGGAGAUCGACCGGCAGCGGAGACUGCUGGACCUCACCUGGAGACCCCGGGUCAGCUUACAGCGAGCAGAACUCUCAGGUCAGGAGAAGGACGUCCAAACGGGUCAGCAGGAUUCUGACAAACAGACUGACUUCAGUUUGGACCAAGAGAAACCAGAACAAUGGCAGAUGACCACGGAAAGAGAGGAAUCAGACCCACCACAGAUGACGCUUAUUCUGGAGGAACCAGAACUUCUGCAGUUAAAGGAGGAAGACGGUGAAAUCUGGAUCAGUCAGGUUGAAGAGCAGCUUGUUCUGAAUCAGCAGACUGAUUCCCUCAUGCAGGACGGAGACCAGCGCUCGUCUCAGAGCUAUCAUGUAGCUGAGAACCUGAACCAGAACCAGAGCGAGGAUGGAGACUCAGGACCAAGCAGAGCUGAAGGGUUGAAACAGAGUAACAGAGGUAGAGCUAAAGGAAAGAGGCACAAAGUUGGGAAUCGAGCUUUUUGCCAAAUUUGUGGUAAAAGUUUCAACCAGUUUUAUUUAUAUAAUCACAUCAGAACUCACACAGGUGAGAAACGUUUCUCCUGUAAGAUCUGUGGGAAGGGUUUCAUUCAAAGCUACCAGUACACUGUUCACAUGAGAACUCACACCGGGGAGAGGCCUUUCUCGUGUCACAUCUGUGGGAAACGUUUUGUUCAGAAGAAUAACGUAGUAACUCACAUGAAGGUUCACGUAGGUGAGAAAGGCUUUGCGUGUGAAGUCUGUGGUGUGUGUUUCUCUCUCAGCGCUGAUCUGACUCGCCACAUGGCCGCUCACUCAGAGGAGAAACCUUUCACGUUUCAGCCGCCGGAAUGAAGCUUCAGCCACUUCUAAUUAGAUCCGAUGACUUUUAAAUGCUUGCAGUCAAAAUGAAGAAAGUUUCCUAUUACGAGAGUAAAACUCCUGUGUUGAACAUUAACAUAUUUUUAUUUCAGGGCAACAAAAUGAAUGUUUGUCUGGGACCCUUCACAGUAGAAUGAAAGUCUUUAGAGAAAACACAAAUAAAUGAAAAGACAAACUACAUGAAAUUAAUAUGAAUUUAAUGCAUCAAGUCAAAAGAUGUCAUUUGAAACUAAAGAUUAAAGUUUAAUUUGUGUUUGUGCAGAGGAACGGCCUGGUCAUGUGAUGCAGUGAAGGAUUGUGGGUCGUUAACAGGAACAUGCAGACAUGGACUUUAAGCAGCUUCACUGUUUGGGGAAAAAAGCUUUUUGAAACAGUUUUUUCUUUAUAAUUGUGUAAGUUUAUGGUCCAGAGUCUCAUUUCUGGAUUUAAAAUCUUAUUUUACCAAAUGAGAAUGAUGGCAUUCCACUUAAUUCGCUACUAAAACAUUUUUCAUAAAGUUUUGUUCAGUGAAUUAAUUUGUUUUCCAUUGAAAUUAUGAUGUGAUGAUCGGAGUAUUUUAAUAUGUAAAUAAUAUCAGCAGACAUCAUUUCUCAGCUUCAGUCUGAACUCUAAAAAUAAUCAUUUCAGUCAUGAAUCUCUGACUGCAUGCAGAAUAACAGAUUAUUCCUGUUAUGGCCGUAAUCUGUAGCGUUUUAUUCUGAAGGUUUGUUCAUCUGUUUUUUUUUUUUUUACAAAGUUUUGCUACUUUGUUAUAGUUUAGUUUUAGAACAAGUUACUGAAGUUUCUCAUGUAUCUUUUUGUCAUUAUUUUGAGCACAUGUGUAUUUGUGUUGCAUUCAACAGGCUUACUGUACUAUAAAAAUCUGAACUCUUUCUGUUUUGGUUGAUUUAACUGCAGUUUAAUUCCUGGUUACUCAGGUUUACGAAGUUAACUCAUGUAACCAACUGCUAGAUUGAAUUAAAAAUACAGAAUAAAGUAGUAAAGACAAGUAAUGCUCAGUGUAUUAAAAGAAAUUAAAGAAGGUAACUUAAGUUUCAAGUUCAACUCAAAAGCUGGUUUGAGCUCAACUGUUUCAUCAACCUAGAAUUUUGUCCUUGUAUUUAUCCUGAGUUUCAUAAAAUGCACCUAAAGUUUGUCAUUUUUAAACGUAUUUAAAAUGUUUCCUGGAUCAAACAGCUGGUUUGGUUGGAUUUCUCUGUGUGAUGAUCUCAGUCAAACUGUUGAUGAUUAAAGAUAACAUGAAGCAC
Molecule: messenger RNA, 2301 nt
Organism: Xiphophorus hellerii (green swordtail)
Lineage: Eukaryota; Metazoa; Chordata; Actinopteri; Cyprinodontiformes; Poeciliidae
Product: gastrula zinc finger protein XlCGF8.2DB-like
Exons: 2
Coding region: 89-1027 (312 amino acids)
Biological process (GO): regulation of transcription by RNA polymerase II
Molecular function (GO): DNA-binding transcription factor activity, RNA polymerase II-specific; RNA polymerase II cis-regulatory region sequence-specific DNA binding
Source: RefSeq, a predicted model, not a curated record